This is a messenger RNA of Canis lupus familiaris (dog), 2885 nucleotides long. RefSeq names its product parathyroid hormone 2 receptor (gene PTH2R). Gene Ontology annotation, molecular function: G protein-coupled peptide receptor activity; peptide hormone binding; parathyroid hormone receptor activity. The coding region runs from base 28 to 1686 and encodes 552 amino acids. The record is from RefSeq and is a predicted model, not a curated record. Gene Ontology annotation, biological process: adenylate cyclase-modulating G protein-coupled receptor signaling pathway; cell surface receptor signaling pathway. Lineage: Eukaryota; Metazoa; Chordata; Mammalia; Carnivora; Canidae. The transcript is spliced from 14 exons. Gene Ontology annotation, cellular component: plasma membrane.
CCGGGCUCCGGGAGGGCGGGUCCGGGCAUGGCCGGGCCGGGAGCGGCGCCCCAGGCGCGGGCGUGGCUGCUGCUCGGCGGCUGCCUUCUCGCCGGAGCCCAGCUGGAUUCUGAUGGCACCAUUACUAUAGAGGAGCAGAUUGUCCUUGUGCUGAAAGCUAAAGUACAGUGUGAACUCAACAUCACAGCUCAGCUCCAGGAAGGAGGUAAAGAGGGAAAUUGUUUCCCAGAAUGGGAUGGACUCAUUUGUUGGCCCAGAGGAACAGUGGGGAAAAUAUUGGCUGUCCCAUGCCCUCCUUAUAUUUAUGACUUCAAUCAUAAAGGAGUUGCUUUCCGACACUGUAACCCCAAUGGAACAUGGGAUUUUAUGUACAGUUUAAAUAAAACAUGGGCUAAUUAUUCAGACUGCCUUCGUUUUCUGCAGCAAGAUAUCAGCAUAGGAAAGCAAGAAUUCUUUGAACGCCUCUAUGUCAUGUACACAAUUGGAUAUUCUGUCUCUUUCGGUUCCUUGGCUGUGGCUAUUAUCAUCAUUGGUUACUUCAGACGAUUGCAUUGCACUAGGAACUAUAUCCACAUGCACUUAUUUGUGUCUUUCAUGCUGAGAGCUGCAAGCAUCUUUGUCAAGGACAAAGUGGUCCAUGCUCACAUAGGAGUAAAGGAGCUACAGUCUCUGUUGAUGCAGGAGGACCUGCAAAAUUCCAUAGAAAUGCCUUCUGUGGACAAAUCACAGUAUAUUGGGUGCAAGAUUGCUGUUGUGAUGUUCAUUUACUUCUUGGCUACAAAUUACUAUUGGAUCUUGGUGGAAGGUCUCUACUUGCAUAGUCUAAUCUUUGUGGCAUUCUUUUCGGACACCAAAUACUUAUGGGGCUUCACCUUGAUAGGCUGGGGGUUCCCAGCAGUAUUUGUUGUGGCCUGGGCUGUGGCACGAGCAACUCUGGCUGAUGCAAGAUGCUGGGAACUUAGUGCUGGAAACAUCAAGUGGAUUUACCAAGCCCCAAUCUUAGCAGCUAUCGGGCUCAAUUUUAUUCUGUUUCUGAAUACGGUUAGAGUUCUGGCUACCAAAAUCUGGGAGACCAAUGCAGUUGGGCAUGACACAAGAAAGCAAUACAGGAAACUGGCCAAAUCAACCCUGGUCUUGGUGCUGGUCUUCGGAGUGCACUACAUCGUGUUCCUGUGCCUGCCCCACACCUUCGUGGGGCUGGGCUGGGAGAUCCGGAUGCACUGUGAACUCUUCUUCAACUCCUUCCAGGGCUUUUUCGUGUCUAUCAUCUACUGCUACUGCAAUGGGGAGGUUCAGUCUGAGGUGAAGAAGUUGUGGAGUCGGUGGCAUCUCUCCAUCGACUGGAAGAGGACGCCCCCGUGCGGCGGCCACAGGUACGGCUCCGUGCUCACCACGCUGACCCACAGCACCAGCAGCCAGUCGCAGGCCGCCGCCAGCACCCGCAUGGUGCUCCUGUCGGGCAAGACGCCCAGGCCCGCCGGCCGCCAGCCCGACAGCCACGUGACUCUACCCGGCUACGUGUGGAGUCACUCGGAGCACGACGGCCCGCCACACUCGAUCCACGAGGAGCCCACGGCAGGGAACGCCAGGCUGGGUGACGAGAUGCCCGCCGCCGAGUCUCCCGGGCCGGUGGCCUUGAACCCGGAACCGGAAGGAAGCCGCGGAGAGAUGGAGGACGUCCUCUGAGGCGACAUCGGGGACUUCCGCUUCCGAGGGCGGGUCCUUCCGGUUGGGUCUGCGGAGUUUCCCUGGCGUUUCUCUGCUUGAGCCAGAACUGAAAAUGCAGUGUUCAACACGUUCCUUCACCGAAGUUUUCAGGAGGCGACGACUGGAUCCUGUAGAUACUCAAGACCCAAAAGAAGACGUGUCAGAGGAGUAGUCAGUUACCUUACUCUGGCAUCGGCUUCUCUUCUAAAUGGUUGUGUGGUACUUGCUCUGUGGUGAUUCUUUUUUUUUUUUUUUUUUUUUUUUUUCUGCUUCUUUUGAGUAGAAGAUGUUUCAAUGGCUUGGCUCUAGCUUUCUGUCCGAGAUACCACUCUAAGUAUGAUGGCGGGCACUCCCUGUGUGUUAUUUCCCUUUGAAGAAAUUAGCAUUCUCUUUUUCUCUCAUUUUAAUGUACUUUGACCAUUGCGUUCCUUUUGCCUGUGCGUAGGAGCAAUUCGGGUCUGAAAACAUACCUUGGACGAUGAAAGAGCUAAGCACCAGUAACAUGCUAGAAAAAAAGUGGCUGGACUUUGAUAAGAUAAUUAAUUUGUGAAAUAGUUGUUUCUUUCCAGGAACAGGGAAAAUUACUCAAAAGGAAUGUUGCACAUGUUCCUUCUUUUGAAUGUCUCCUCUGUGACCAGCCAAAUCUCAGGUCUUCACUUCUGUGCAAACCUUGGCAUGCCACCCGGUUUUCUCAGUCCCCGAGCUUGUGUGUGCAAACUGCUUCUGUUUGUGAUCCUCUGCGUGGAUAGCAAGGCACGCUGCAUUUGUGCCUUUUUCUUCUUUGUUCUAUUACUGUAUUCCAGAUGGCAUGUGGAAAAAAUUAAAAGUUUGUUUUAAAAAUACCUUUUGGGUCACUUUUAAAGAUUUUCUCUCAGCAUCUAAUAACUUUGUUUUUGAGAACCAACCAAAUGUUUCUUCUUCAAACUUGCAGAGAUCAGCAUGUAGCUCCAGCACUUUCCCGAACUUGAAACUUCAGUAUGUUGCAGUAACGAAGCAUUUAUUGAGUGUAUGUCAGGAAUUAAACCAGAAAAUUGGGGAAUUAACCUAUUUAAGUGGAAGCUGUACAGUACUGGGAGCCACAGAACCUGUUCGAAUUCAGCCCUGAAGUGACCUGGCUGUUUGACCUGCUGCAUAAGCUUGCAAGAUAUUCUAUUUUAAAACAGGUUGGUCACUUUUCA